Caenorhabditis sp. 36 PRJEB53466 is the source of this 924-nucleotide messenger RNA. NCBI's taxonomy places the organism in Eukaryota, Metazoa, Nematoda, Chromadorea, Rhabditida, Rhabditidae. The record is from the annotation of a GenBank genome assembly.
AUGUCAUCAGAUGUUCGCAAGGAUGCCACGCCAUACGGAAGAACUCUCAAGGUAUUCAGUCUUUCUAGCUUCGUUCGAGUAAACCCACUUCCAGCAGUACUCUGUCGACGAGAAACUGGCGAUCAUCUCACACGCCAAGGAUCAUGGGAAUAGGGCCGCCGGUCGAGAGUUCAACGUGGCAGAGAGCAGCAUUCGAGAGUGGCGCAAAAAUGAAUUGAAACUUCGGUGAGCUUGAAUAAGAAUCUGCAAUAUCCGACCUACUGAUUACAGUAACAGCAAGAACAACAUCGGAUUGUCGGCAGGCAACAAUAAUAAUCAUAGCAAAAUCGUCAAUCUUCCGCAACAAAUUUUGGUUAACGAGAACACUAAUGCGAUCUUGAGAGUGAGUUUUGGUGCUUAGGGAAUAAAUUACUGCUCUUGAGUUUGAGCUUUUAUUCUAAGCCAUACCAAUUUAAGGAUUAACCACAAGUUUUUGAAUUUUGAAUCCGGAAGCUCUAUAUCAAAAGCGAUCCGAACAACAGAUUAGAUGGUCUCGACUUGCUUUUUAAAGCCUCUAGGGAAAAUUAUUUACGAAUCAAAGAUCAAAACAUACUCACAGCCAUUGGAAACUUUUAAAACUUACAUAAUUUCUCGUAAUUCCAGGCUCACAUGACUCAAUACGCCUCCAUGAUCGAUAUCGAAAGUUUAAAUCGAGCAGCUAAACUUAUUGACAUUCAAAGAACCCUGAGCCAGAUGCAACCAGAGUCUGCUCCGAGCUCCGUCGGAACUCCCAGUUCCAGUUCAUCCGCUUCCACUCCGCCUCCACCUUCCGUGUCCCCAACUCCAACUCCACCAGCUUCAGCUUCAGGCGCCGGACGUCGAAAGCCAAAGUGUCCUCAGAAGAUUGAGCAGUCUUCAGCGAAAUCGGAAAAUGUGGUGGAGUAA